Grosmannia clavigera kw1407 is the source of this 588-nucleotide messenger RNA. RefSeq names its product riboflavin kinase. The coding region runs from base 1 to 588 and encodes 195 amino acids. The transcript is spliced from 2 exons. Gene Ontology annotation, biological process: riboflavin biosynthetic process; FMN biosynthetic process. Gene Ontology annotation, molecular function: riboflavin kinase activity. The record is from RefSeq and is a predicted model, not a curated record. NCBI's taxonomy places the organism in Eukaryota, Fungi, Ascomycota, Sordariomycetes, Ophiostomatales, Ophiostomataceae. Gene Ontology annotation, cellular component: mitochondrion.
AUGACGACAUCCCGCCCGACGAUUGUGGGCUCGGAGGCUGGUCCGGAGCCGCCGUAUCCGGUGCGAAUGGAGGGGCCGGUGAUCAAGGGUUUUGGCCGGGGGUCCAAAGAGCUGGGCAUUCCUACGGCAAAUAUGCCGGUAGACGACAAGGCGGCGCCGUGGAUCGCCGACUGCGAAUCGGGCGUGUACUUUGGAUGGGCCAAGCUGGGCGAAGUGCCGGCUGAAGCGACGGCAGGCGCUGUGGCUGCGGCUGCGGUUUCGUCGCCGUCGACCACGACUUCGCCUGCCGGCCUAUACCCCAUGGUCAUGUCGAUCGGCUUCAACCCGUUCUACAACAACACGAGCCGGACAGCCGAGGUGCACAUCCUGCACGACUUUGCCGGCGUCGACUUUUACGGUGCGCCGCUGCGUAUCGCCAUCCUCGGCUACAUUCGGCCGGAACGCGGCGACUACGCCUCCGUCGAGGCUCUCGUCGAGGACAUCCACUUCGACUGCGACGUCGCGCGGCGCUCGCUCGCACGACCGGCCUGGACCCCGGCCGGCAGCGACGGUGCCGGUACGCUGACUGUUCCGUGGUUGCUAACAUAG